Messenger RNA from Acanthisitta chloris (rifleman), 1260 nucleotides. Its product is annotated as acyl-coenzyme A thioesterase 1-like. The record is from RefSeq and is a predicted model, not a curated record. Gene Ontology annotation, molecular function: fatty acyl-CoA hydrolase activity. The coding region runs from base 1 to 1260 and encodes 419 amino acids. NCBI's taxonomy places the organism in Eukaryota, Metazoa, Chordata, Aves, Passeriformes, Acanthisittidae. The transcript has 3 exons. Gene Ontology annotation, biological process: fatty acid metabolic process; acyl-CoA metabolic process.
AUGGCGGUGCAGGUGUCGGUUCUGCCUUCCCCCCGCUGUCUGUUCGAUGAGCCCGUGCAGAUCCGCGUCGCGGGGCUCCGGCCGCGGCAGGCGGGCACCCUCCGAGCCAGCCUGGUGGAUGAGAGCGGGGAGCUUUUCCAAGCCCACGCUCACUACAGAGCUGGGAGCAACGGAGAGCUGGACCUCAGCUGCUCCCCGGCGCUGGGAGGCAGCUAUGUGGGAGUGGAGCCGAUGGGGCUGCUCUGGGCUCUGCAGUCCAAAACGCCCUAUAAGCGCCUGGCAAAGAGGAACGUCCUGACCCCUUUCUGUGUGGACUUGGAAGUGUAUGAGGGCCACGGGGACAUGAGCCACUUGCUGGGAAAAUGCACCAAUGAACGGUGGUUUUUAGGAGAGGGGGUGAAGAGAAUUUCAGUCAGAGAAGGUCGCCUGAAAGCAACCCUCUUCCUCCCUCCUGGACCUGGUCCAUUCCCUGCACUUAUCGAUUUGUAUGGAUCUGGAGGAGGUCUUGUUGAAUACAGAGCAAGUCUCUUGGCCAGCAGAGGCUUUAUUACUCUGGCAGUUGCUUACAUGGCCUUUGAAGAUAUCCCUCCUAUGCCAGAGACACUUGAACUGAGCUAUUUUAAGGAAGCUGUGAACUUUUUGCAGAAGCAGCAACAGGUGAAAGACACUGGGAUUGGUAUUUUGGGCUUGUCUAAAGGAGCUGAGCUAGCCCUUUCCAUAGCCACAUUUCUACCUGAAAUCAAGGCAGCUGUCAGCAUAUCUGGAAGUUGUUUUAAUUCCUUCGUUCCCCUGAAGGGAGAUGGCUUCACAAUUCCUCCUCACCCAUAUGAUUUGGGGAGGAUGAAGAUCAGUGAUGAGUCUGGCCUAGUCGAUUUUUCAGAUGUCUUAGACGAUCACAGGGACCCAGCUACUUGGGAUUGUCGCAUUCCUGUGGAGAAGUCCUUAGCCAAGUUCCUGUUCCUAUCUGGACUGGAUGACGCAAACUGGAAAAGUGACCUCUAUUGCCGGGAUGCUGUUCAGCGCCUUCAGCAGCAUGGACGAGAAGUGGAGUUUUACUCCUAUUCUGGAGCAGGGCACCUCUUGGAGCCUCCAUACCUGCCCCUGUGCCAGGUUUCGAUCCACAGAAUGCUUGGGAUGUUUGUGCUAUGGGGAGGGCAGUGGAGGGAGCACGCUAAAGCCCAAGAAGAUGCAUGGCGCAGGAUACAGGCCUUUUUCUGGCGACAUUUGAUGAACUCUGACGUUCCUAAGAGCAAGUUGUAG